AUGAGUAUCCCAGAACGAUUGGUCGGCAGGAACUUAAAUGGCCAGUGGGGUAGUUCCAACCUGGGUCUGCGUGACAAGCGCCUUGGCCUAGAGUGGGUACGCGACAAUAUUGCCAGCUUCGGCGGCAACCCCUCGCAAGUGACAGUCUUUUCCGAGUCGGCUAGGGCAAUCUCCAUUGCAAUCCACAUGCUCAACGAGACCCAAGACCUGUUUCGCGGGGCGAUCAUGGAGUCGGGCGCCCAAUCGACCCUCCCCUGUGGCAAGAGUAUUGAUGGCGACAUCAUCCCCGCGUCGCCCUACCACAUGCUGGACAAUGUCACGUUUGCCCGUAUGCCAAUCGUCACUGGUUGUAACGAGGACGAGGGCACGGAGUUAUAUCCUGCCUCCCUGAGCGACAACAUGACUGUCCAGCCACUUUCAUGCAGUCUUGACAUGAUGUACCCAGCACCCAUCCCAGACGGCUUUUUGAAAGCCUUUGGAAACAAUUAUCCCGGCGACGCCGGGCUCGGGACUGAGCAGAUGUGUAUUACCUCACGUCGCCGCUGGUUCCUCCGCCCAGCCAACUUGCACGGGUUCAACCAGAGGUGGUCGUAUGAAUUCAAUGCCACAAAUCAGAAGCAGCUUCCUGACAUGGGUAGCAGUCACGAGGCCUAG
Molecule: messenger RNA, 654 nt
Organism: Apiotrichum porosum
Lineage: Eukaryota; Fungi; Basidiomycota; Tremellomycetes; Trichosporonales; Trichosporonaceae
Exons: 4
Coding region: 1-654 (217 amino acids)
Source: RefSeq, a predicted model, not a curated record